AGCCACAAACCAAAGAAAGAACUCAGUGGGCAACAUUAAACAGAACUGCUUCUGUAUACAGCAGAUUUGAGGUGAUUCAUACAACUACUUUGAAAUAUUUCAGAUGGCUUCAACCAAUUCUUCAGAAUGUAAUACUUAUUCUCAGAUUCAGCCAUUCACUUAUUUUUAUUACUUGAUUUUUCUUAUUGGAUUUAUUGGCAGCUGUUUUGCCUUCUGGACCUUCCUGAAGACCAAGAAGCAUUGCAAAUGCAUGAAUAUUUACUUAAUUAACCUACUGACAGCAGAUUUUUUGCUGACCCUUGCCCUCCCAGUGAAAAUAAUUGUAGAUUUAGGAGUUGCCCCAUGGAAACUGAAAAUAUUCCACUGUCAAGUCACAGCAUGCCUGAUCUACAUUAAUAUGUACCUGUCAAUCAUAUUCUUGGGAUUUUUAAGCAUGGACCGGUGCCUCCAAUUAACAAAGGGAUACAAGAUCUAUAGGAUUCAGGAACCUGGUUUUGCCAAGAUGAUAUCAGCAGUGGUAUGGGUAAUGGUUCUCUUCAUCAUGGUACCGAAUAUGGUUAUUCCAAUUACAGAGGUCGAAGAAUCACCAAAUGUAGGAUGCAUUGAUUUCAAAACUAAAGUGGGAAGAGACUGGCACGUGUUUACCAAUUUCAUAUGUACUGCAAUAUUUCUGUAUUUUUCAGCUAUGGUGCUCAUCUCUAAUUUUCUUGUGAUCAGAUUACUUUUUCAAAACAAAGGUACAGAAGGCUAUCCCAGUGUAAAAAAAGCUCUGGUAAACAUCCUUUUAGUUACCGCAAGCUACAUCAUAUGUUUUCUUCCUUACCAUAUUGUUCGAAUCCCAUAUACGCUGAGCCAAAGCAAAACUAUAAUCACAGACUGUUUUCUCAGGGAAUCUCUCUACAAAGCAAAAGAAUCCACUUUGCUCUUUGGUGUAUCAAAUCUGUGCUUUGAUCCCAUUUUGUAUUUUUAUUUUUCAAAAACAUUUAGACUAACAGUGACUAAAAGUUUUGCAUCCUUUCAAGGUAGACACGUUUCUCUAGAUGAUCAAGAAAUGCAUGAAACAAGAACGCCAGAGUUUCAGGUUUCAGCUGAAACUGCCAUCCUUUCUACAACAGGACAUUAAAAAUGCAUUUGUCUUCCCA
Messenger RNA from Pantherophis guttatus, 1142 nucleotides. It is a transcript of the gene GPR171, whose product is annotated as G protein-coupled receptor 171. The record is from RefSeq and is a predicted model, not a curated record. Gene Ontology annotation, cellular component: membrane. Gene Ontology annotation, molecular function: G protein-coupled purinergic nucleotide receptor activity. Gene Ontology annotation, biological process: G protein-coupled receptor signaling pathway. NCBI's taxonomy places the organism in Eukaryota, Metazoa, Chordata, Lepidosauria, Squamata, Colubridae.